ACACCGGGGCUGGAGCUGGAGAUGGGGGAUCCGGAGCCUCCAGAGUUUGGCUCCCUGGAGGAAGAGCUGGAGUACUGGAAGGAACAGGCUGCCAAACACCAACAGAGUGCGGAGGAGGCCCAGGAGGAGCUGCAGGAGUUUCAGCAGAUGAGUCGGGACUACGAGGUGGAGCUGGAGACGGAGCUGAAACAGUGUGAGGCACGAAACCGCGAGCUACUCGCCGCCAACAACCGCCUCCGCAUGGAGCUGGAAAACUACAAGGAGAAAUACGAGACGCAGCACUCUGAGGCCUACAGGCAGAUCUCCACCCUGGAGGGCGACCUGGCCGAGACCACGGCCAUCAGAGACCAGCUGCACAAGUACAUCCGAGAGCUGGAGCAGGCCAACGAUGACCUGGAGAGGACCAAGAGGGCGACCAUCAUGUCACUGGAGGACUUUGAGCAGAGGAUGAACCAGGUCAUCGAGAGGAACGCCUUCCUGGAGAGCGAGCUGGACGAGAAGGAGAAUCUCUUAGAGUCCGUCCAGAGACUGAAGGACGAGGCCCGAGACUUGAGACAGGAGCUGGCGGUGCAGCAGAAGCAGCAGGUACAGGACAGGAAGCCGUCCAUCAGCAGUGCAGCCAAAGAGCCUUCCUCCUCUUCCUCUUCCUCCUCCUCCGCGGCGGGACUUCCCACCCCGCCUCUCACCCCUCCGGACAAAAGAACAGACGAAAAUAAAACCGCGUCUUCGUCCUCGAACCCGCCCGUCCCCUCCGCCUCCCUCAGCAGAGGUGAAAGCCUCUCAGCGACUCCUCUCACCACGUCGGCCAGGAUCUCGGCCCUGAACAUCGUCGGAGAGCUGCUGAGGAAAGUCGGGAAUCUGGAGUCCAAGCUGGCGUCGUGUCGGGAUUACGUCAACGAGCAGACGGCUAACCGCAGAGGCCACGCCGGUGGACAGGCGGCGGCGGUGGCGGCGGCGGCGGGCCAGAACAACACCUCAGACACUCAUCCUACCAACGGCCUCUACAACAAGGGGUUGGUGAAGAGGUUAGACUUCGGAGCAGGACCCAAGCUGCUGCUGUGAAAGACGCCCCCCCCUCCCCUCCUCCUCC
Messenger RNA from Scomber japonicus (chub mackerel), 1090 nucleotides. RefSeq names its product nuclear distribution protein nudE homolog 1-B-like. Gene Ontology annotation, cellular component: kinesin complex; centrosome; kinetochore. The transcript is spliced from 9 exons. The record is from RefSeq and is a predicted model, not a curated record. Gene Ontology annotation, molecular function: microtubule binding. Lineage: Eukaryota; Metazoa; Chordata; Actinopteri; Scombriformes; Scombridae. The coding region runs from base 22 to 1062 and encodes 346 amino acids. Gene Ontology annotation, biological process: microtubule nucleation; chromosome segregation; establishment of mitotic spindle orientation.